CUGGAAAACUGUAAAAUUAUUUACUCGAAGUUCUCAUUCAACAGCAGUUGUUUAGUAGCUACAAGUUACUAAGUGAACUUGGACGAUAUCCACAAGUUAUUGAAAUAAAAGAAAGAAAGUCUGAAUCUCCAGUUAAACAUUUUGAAACUUUUUAAAAGAAGCUUGCUCCAGACCCAGACAGACCACAAUUACGAGCAAGAAAUGUUAACGAACGCUGGAAGAUUCAUUGACAGAAAUCCUGGAAUUAUUCCGGUAAGUCUACCUUCUUUUAGGCCCUCUAUCAUUACCUUAUGUGUGUAACGUUUUUCUGAAAAUAAGCUUAAGGCCUUUGCUGGAAGACACAACCUUACUUUUAAUAGAAGUGGUGACUCGAUCGGACUUUGUUCGCAAUGAUGUUAUCGAGCACUCUGUUCUUUUACAGGCAGGAAAGCUUUUUGAUGUUAGUGGAGAAACGGCCGGAGAUUGCUUACAGAUAGCCCAACGGGUAAGAGACUUGAUUUGACUUGAGAUUUAUACUUAUAAAUCAAAUCUUUCUUUCAAAGACAUCACGAUAGCUUCAGGAUGUUGACAAAAAGGAACCGGCAAACCUAAUCUAUCGAUCAAAGACAACCUUUUUGUUUGAGGUUGAUAAAGAAACACCUUUGCUCAUUUUGUAACUUCUUUUUAGUCCUUAAGACCAGAGGCAGUGAGAAAGUUUAGAGGGACAACUCAACCGGAAGCAGGAAAAGAAAGAGUGUUUUAUGGAAGAGCAAAUGACCCAAAUAUUGCUUCACAUAUUAACCAUGGAGUCAGCACAAGAACCUCGCUUGUGGUAUGUAUUAUAAUUUAUUUUAUUUAUGAUCUCGUGCUAUCGUAAACUUUCUUUUGAUUUCUUUAGACGCUAGUUUUUAUUGCAGCGAAAUUAUCACCGGAAAACUAACGGCUUAUUGCAUUGAUAUUGUAUGUAUAGCAUGUUUUGGUUACAGUUCAUAUUUAUAUGCAAAUUAACAUCUGUUCUGAUAUGAUGUAUUCAGACAGAGAACGAUUCUAAGAGAACAAUCUUUAACAAUUAUCCUUUUUGUCUAAUAGUACAGAGUACACGGGGAAAGCAUAGAUUAAUUUAGGCUCUAAUUUCUGAUUUCGUUAAUAAUAGUAACUUACAAUAUUUAUUUUUUCAACAAUAAAUCAAAUAGAGGAAUUCCCAAUAUUAUUGAAAGUUAAUUUUUGUUACAAAAAAAGUUAAAGUUUUCUUUCAGAACCAAUCUAAAAAAGCUCCUAGAAACAGCUAAAUUCACUGUCAUUUAAAUUUUUCAGUUUAAAGCUAAAAUAUGAAUCCUACUAAUUUUUUUUCUUCUACAGGCUGGGGAUCUUGUGAAUCCAACAAGGAAAAGCCUUUUUUCUCAAAGGAUGCUGGACAAAAAAGAAAGUCUUUAUGCCAGCAGGAAGAAUGCACCUCUAGGUAAUGCAAUUAAGUCCAUUUUGUCUAAGUUAUAAUAUUAAUUUUACUAGUAGUACUCCAAAUCCCCCGCACCAAUAAAGGCCCCAUUGUUAAAGGCCCUACCCUCCCCUUUUUAAAGGGGAAAUAGGGUUACUAAGUCCCUCCCCCCUGCCGCCACCCAAUGGUUGAACCAUGCUGCAAAAUCAGAUAAACGAUUUGAUAUUCUCUCUGGUAGAUCAGAUUGAAAGAUUGUAAAGUUACGAUUAUUAAUUCUUGCCCAAUUUACCAUUACAUGUAGGUCGCUGUCAUGAUCAAAGUCCUGGAUUACCAAAGGGUGUUGGACCAACUGACGUCAUGUAUGGAGUUAAAACAAUCAAAGGUCUCAUAAGCUGUAUUUACAUCUGAAACAUUUAAGAGUGCUGUGCAGGAGGCCACAGGUUCAAACCCCCAGCCAGACCAACAAUCAGAGUCUUAAAAUAAUGGAGCACUAAGAUCUGCCUUUGUAUAUGGCAUCUACAAAUUAUAAGAUUUUCUAGUCUUGUCAGAUAAGGAUGACAAACGGUAGACCCAGUCUCAUAAGCCCACAUAUGAAUUCUGUUGGUUGCUAAGGAACCCACACACUGUUCUUACACUGGCAUAGUCCCUAGUGGUAUCUCUCAUGUGGGGAGUGGUCUCAUACAUUGUUGAGGUGACCCUGCCAAAAUUGCCAAACCUAAGUAACUCCUUAAUUAUAAAACUAUCCAAAAAACUGUGCUAAGCUUAAUUCAAACCAAUAUUAUUUUGGAAAUAUUAUUUGCAGAUGGAAGUGCUGGCGAGAUGGUGAACCCAGCUAAGACUGCAGCACAAGUAAAUGCAGAGUCUAUGGAAGGAAAAGAUCUUUACAAAUUCAGUCACAGUGAUUAUGAAGUUGGUAAGUCAAAAUUAAUAAUAUUAUAAAAAUAUUAUAUAACAUUUUGUCAGACCAAAGUGAAUUAGUUGAUUAUUAACUAAUUCUCAGUUUCCAAAUCCUACAAUAAUUCUGAGAUGAAGCCUUUUCAGCAGAGAUCAAGUUUAAGUAGAACCUUGCAUUGGUUUGCAGACACCUCUAAAAUAAAGAGAUUUGGCUGCCAUGAUGAUAUGUAUAUCACAGUGUGAGCUUACUUUUACUCGGCUUAUUUUACUUGAUUUCCAAAAUUAGCUGUAGGCUCUUAGCCAGUGAGAAGACAGAUAGUGAGUACAAUGUAAAAUAAUAAGGAGUAUUGCUGCUCUUGAUUUUUUUAACCCUACAGCUGUACAAUGUGUGUAUGUAUAGUUGUCUCGUUACCAAUAAAGCUAAACAAUAUCCCUGCAUUUCAUAGGUGAAAUGGUUGACAGAAAGUACAACUGGAGUAGAAUCCCGAAGGACAGCAAAUUUGGUGUAGAAACACCCCACAACAAUGACGGCAUUCAUGUCAGAAAGACACUCAAGUGGCUGCAUGAAACACAACAGUAAGUUUGGAUGAUUGCAAUAAUUUAUGUUAAUUGGAUUCAGAAUUAUUUGUUAACAGGGUGCAAAGAAAGUCAGUUUUACAGCCUGCCAUUCAGGCAAGCUGUAGCUAGCAUGUACUAGUCCACAAGUCAUUUCAACUAGCCCUUUAAAACCCUUUGAUUAGCAGGAUUGAUUACAAUCCUUCUGUAAUUUAAAUUUCCCAAAAAAACAGCACUUGCCCAUCAGGCAAGUUAAGAACAAAAAUCACUGGCCCGAUAGCAAAAAUCCACUAGCCCCAGGCUAUCGAACACGACUUUCUUUGCACCCUGGUUAACAUAAUGUUGUAUAGAGAGGAGAAGUGUCAUGUCAGUUUACCAUCGUGGCAAGAUUUCUGGAUCUAAACAAUCUUUCUUGACAGAGAUGGCCAUUUGCUUUGUCAAAUGAUGGAUGAGCUGCUACCGUUUUGUCCCUGAGUUCAAUCAUGCACAGGAAAGUCAUACAGUCUAACCUCUCCUUAUGGACACCUCCCUAUUAUGGACACUUCACUUGGUCCCAGAAAUGCCAAAAAUCAUACAUCCCCAGACACUUGGUUCUGUCCCUUUGGUGUCCGUAUUAAAGAGGUUUGACAGUACAUGUCAAUUUUUUUUCACUUUUUUCUGCCAUAUUUGCAGGACCAUGGUUUGUUGAGAUCCAAAAAUUUUGCUACCAUGGCAACGUGACAUAGUGACUUCCCCUCUCCAUUCUGUUCAACUGAAGACCUUAAUCUAGACUGAAAUGAUUGCUAAGUUUAAAUGAGGGAAUAUAAAAUAUUUAACAAUUAUUCCUAAAGCCCAAAUGGGCUCUGAGUCAAUAGACUAUGAGGCCUUAAUAAAAUCCAACUAGUUGGUCAAAAAUAUCGAGACGAAACAACUUUAGUUACCAAAAUGCGAUUCAGUGAGAAUUGUUUUUGGUUUUCAAAGCCAGCGCUUUUCACUACUAGUAGGCUAUAACAUAUCGCCUAGUAGUAGCUCAACCAAUCAAAAUGCUGCAUUGAUAAAAGAGCACUAGUUGGAUUUUACUAAUAAAUAAUACCAUCCAUAAGUCUCUUGAAGCAUCUCACUUAUCAAACCUCUCGCUGAAUAAGUGGAUGUGAUUUAAUUACAACAGGGAAAAGGCAACAAAAAUUGUCUCCAAACGUGUCGACGACUUUCGUGAAAGAACCCAGCCUCAGCUUGGCAAAGUGCACGACCCAAUCAAGGACACAUUGAGAGUUCCUCCUGAUCACACAUUUGGUGUUAUGGUUAAACCUGAUGAAUAUGGAGCUGGAGAUUUGAUCCACAUGAGGGUCCCAAGCAACUACUUGAGAGGGCGGGACAGAGAAAGGGGUGUGCUAGCAGCAGUUCGACAACAUCUGAAGAAGGCAAACUACCACAACUUUCAUGACCUGAGGGCAGCAUUUGAAUAUUAUGAUAAGGUACUAUAACACUUAGUGAAGGAAGGCUUACUGCUACAGACAUCUAAGUGUGCAAUGUUAUUGAGUUAAAAUCAUGAAAAAUGAUUGAAUUUGUCCCUAAUAAAUCAAAUUACACCUGGCCUUAUGACACAAAUUAGGUAUCUAUUGACACAAAUUAAAAUAUUUUUUCAACUUUUAGGUUUUAGAUCGAGUCUACUUGUAAGAGAGAAAAGACAAAUAAUAAUUAAAUAAAUAAUAUUAAGUUUAAGCAGCUUAAAAUUAUUGGUCAGUCACUGCAGCUUAUGUAUUUUUCCCCCAUAUAGGAUAAAUCUGGUAAAAUUUCACUUGCUGAGUUGCGUGAAGUAUGCAUUCAGUUUAACCUUCCCGUGGAACCAGAGCUGUUAGAAUCUUUGUUCUCUUACUGUGAUGUUGAUGGAGAUGGACAAAUAAAUUAUGAAGAAUUUGCUAACUUCCUGAACUGGAAAGAUAAGAUGCCAUCAGGUGAAAUGCAAAGCACACUGAAGGAAGAAACAUCUGAAGAAGAAGUAAAGGUUAGAGUGACCAGGAUUUAGUUUCUCCUUACUAUAUCACUGGUUAAUUAAACAUUAAGAUUAUGAGAAUUAAGGAAUGAUCACAAAAGAUGAACUUACUUGAUUGUAUAUGUCAAACUCUCCGAAGGGCCAGAACAAAUUUAUGGAAACCAUUGCCAAGAAAACGCUUUUUGGUUUGGGUAUUAAGUAAUGUUAUUAUUGUGAGUUAGAGUAAAUAGUACCGAUUGCCAUAAUUCCAGUGAACCAUACAAGAUCUUAUUAGAGACUUUUAAAUUCAAGGACAAGGACAACUAUCAAGGAUGAUAUUUGACUUUAAGUUUUUUGGUGUGUUCCAAAAAAUAGACAUCCUGGAAAGCUUCAUUUUCACUCUUUACACCAGAAACGUUUUUUUUAAGGAGGUUAAGCGUACCCCAACUCCUGAUCCCAAACUGACAAAAGGUCUAACAUUUGAUGACUUGUUUCUGUCGCUAUGAUAUUUUCACUAAAAUCCCGUGGUAGAAUGGCGAAGGCUAUUGCAUCUUCCUGCAAAAAUGACACUGGUUCACACACACAACUUACACUGUAGUGACCAAGAAAAUUUUGUCCUUGUAGUUGUCAUCGUCUUAGAAUCUAAAGGUCUCUAAUAACUGUGGCAAUAUGAUCAUUCAGAUUCUCACAUCUGUUUCGCCCUUCUCCAACAGGAAGAGGGACAAAUGUCAGGUGAGAAAACACCCGAAAGACUUAAAAAACAGAUUGACAAAGCUGUGGGUGGCUGGAAGACAUCAUCAUCUCAGUUUAAUGCCGUUGCAGGAAAAAUCAGAACAAGUGGUGAGUAACUGGAACACAAAGUCUACGUAAGGUAGCUCAGGGGAGGGUAUUGCAUUAGCCUGUGGCAUGCUCUCUGGGGUGCUCUGGUGGCAGAGUGGGAAAAGAAAGGAGAGUUUGCAACUACAUCUCUGGAAUUUGAAUAUCUGCAUCGAAAAAGUCAAUGAAAAAUGCUGAUUGGUGGAGAUGACAUUAGUAAAGAUGUCAUUACCCUUGGUGCGUGUUUUUCAAUGUUUGUUUACACUCCCGCUUGUUUCUGCUUUGUGCUGAUUGGCGGAAAUUUUACAGCUUAGUUGACGAGGAGCCACAGGGGAAUUAGAGGUGGAAUUUAAAUUCCAGAGAAGAAGUUGCAAUAGCUCUCCUUGCUUUUCCUGCGCUGCCACCAGAGUGCCCUGGAGAGCUUACUCGCAGGAUAGUCUUGCAUAAAAAGGUAUUUCGCAGCACUGACAAUACUGUUUCACUAUAGGAUGGCGAGCCUAUGGAGUACCAACAAUACGAUCUGAUUUGCCUGCACCAAUAACAAGACGUGUGGCAGAUACAACCGUAAGUGAAGAUUAUGGAUAACAUAACACUUAAUGUUUCAAUUUCUUUUGUGGCACUAAAACUUGUAAACAAAAUAAAACACUUUUGCACAUAUGCAACCCCAACCAAAGCAUGGUACAAAGCAUGUCUGUUUAAAUAAAUACUAAUAUUAGGUGAUUCACUCAUUUCCUUACAUUUAAUUUGUAAGAGCAAUGCAUCUUACUAUCACUAUGCUACUUUUUUAUAAUUUACUGAUUUUUUUUGCCACCAGCUAUCAAAUAAAUCUGACAUCAUAGUAAAAUUAAGGAGGAUUUUCAACCUGAUUUAAGAAGUCUAUUUUUCUAUGCUGCGCAUGCGAUAGACACUUAACUAAACACCACCACAUCUACAUGUUUUCCCUAGUUUCAAAUUUGUAUUUCACAAUGCUUUUUUUUUUCAGAACUAUGGUGAUGAAUCAGAUGCUUAUGGCCUGAUCAACCCAUCAAUCUACAGCAAUCUUGGAGUUUAUGAGAAAGAUUUCUUUCAACCCAGAGACCAAUAUGAGGUAAUUAAGGCAUCAUUUAAAUGAAUAAGCUGAACAAUGUUGUUUAUUACCAAGGGUGCAUUUGAUUGAUUGUAUUACGGAAUAAGAAAUACACAAAAGUUUUAAAGCAAAUCUCUUUUUCUUUGAUUUUUGGACCACUUAAACACUAGAUACACCAGUUUUUUUUAUUUCAAGCAGAUUUCUACAUAUAAUGGAGAUAUUAAAAGUAAGAAGGUAAAGGUGCACAUGAGCCAAAGGCCCAAAUGGUCUUAGCUUAUCCUGGUUUCCUUAGCAUGAAGCAUCCCUAGGAGUAGUGCUAAAGGCUCCUGGAUGGGAUGCUAGUCCAUCGCAGGGUUAUCCCCCAGGCAGUAUGUCCCCAGUACCCAUUUAUACCCCUAGUUGAAGAGAGACAAAGUGGAGUAAAGCUCCUUGUCUAAAGAAAUGUUCAACAUGACAAGCAAGGCUUGAACCACAACCUCCAGAUCCAGAGUUUGAGGUGUAAACCCUCUGCCAUAUAUGCCUCUACACAAUGCAAUGCAUAUAUUGCAAUGCACUAAAGAUUUGAAGUCAAGAUUUUAGUCCAUUUAUUCUUGUUUCGGAAUAUGGUCUAUUGAACACCCCCCAAACAGUUGGAUAGCAGAGUUUUAAGAGCUGGAAUUAAUUAUGAAAAUUGUUUGGCAGAUCCGAAGAAUCUUUGAUGGAAUUGGAGUUGAAAUGACCACUGAUGUAUUUGAAAAGAUUUGGGAGCAAGCAAGUUCAAGACACCCUGCUGGACUGGUAAAGACUGAACAAAUUUUUAUACUUUUGUUUUACUUGCAACAAAAACCUUUGGAAUUCAUAUCAUAACCUUUGAUCCUUGUCUGUCACCUUUUCAUAAGGUAUAUAAAAUACUGCUUGCCCUUGGCUCAAGACCAUAAAGCUUGAUAUAAAACUAUUCCUUUUCUAUUUUUCUUUGCAGGUCAGUGUAGAAUCUUUCAGAGGCAUAAUGGAUGAAGUCAAUGCCCAGAAAUUUGCUGAGAGCCAGGCAGUAUGAGAUGGAAAAUCUUUGUGUUUUGCAAAAGUCAAACAAGAUAUUCAUCACCUUUAACUUGACUUUAAUCCACUUGAUUUGCUUCGACUUACAAGGAAAAGUAACUUAUUUUUAUAGUUAUUUCCUAAACAGCUUUCUUGGGACUUUCCUAACUAGCUGAAUUAUUUGACACUGUUAAAUUUAAAGUUAAUAGUUUCAGAGAAAAUUAAAAGUAGAAAAAGUAAUAUGACU
Porites evermanni is the source of this 7957-nucleotide messenger RNA. Lineage: Eukaryota; Metazoa; Cnidaria; Anthozoa; Scleractinia; Poritidae. The record is from the annotation of a GenBank genome assembly.